AUGAUCAACUUGAAGAGCGCCAUUGUUGAAGACUUUCACAAAAACAUUGGUAGUACCAUUGAUGACGACUGGGUCGUCCUCAGGGACGAGAUUGAUUUUGGCAAACCGUCGAGCGAGGGACCUGCUGCUUGCCCAGCACCCAGACCACAGGAAGAGCUUGCGCCCCGAAGGCAACCUCAGAGACCUCUUGAUACGUCAUCCAACCGUUGGGAGACCUUUCCACUAAGGAUUCAACCAGCAUGA
Molecule: messenger RNA, 243 nt
Organism: Suillus plorans
Lineage: Eukaryota; Fungi; Basidiomycota; Agaricomycetes; Boletales; Suillaceae
Exons: 2
Coding region: 1-243 (80 amino acids)
Source: RefSeq, a predicted model, not a curated record